Paramecium pentaurelia is the source of this 668-nucleotide messenger RNA. The record is from the annotation of a GenBank genome assembly. Lineage: Eukaryota; Ciliophora; Oligohymenophorea; Peniculida; Parameciidae.
GAUGUACUCAUAUGCUCCAUUAGGUGUUUCUUAUGCUUCACCCUUAGCAACAUCAAUAGCUAGACCAGUUCCAGGUAAGAAUCCAUAUAAAUAACCUUUAGUUGGAUAUGCAGCUCCAGUGUCUUAUGCUGCCCCAGUGUCUUAUGCUGCUCCAAUUUCAUAUGCUGCUCCAGUUUCUUAUGCAGCACCUCAAUACUCACCAAUCAGAGGAGAAUCUAGAGUUGAAUAUGUCCCUUAUCAAAAGCCAGUGGUUGAAUUAGAAGAGGAAGUCAGAACAGUUUAAGUAUAAAGAUGGCAUAAAACAUUAGGUUCCAAGAUAAAAGUGGGUUACCGAUUAUUACCCAGUAGAAUAUUAAAAGGAAUAUGUUCCAUAAGUUUCUUAUGAGAAAUAAAUUGAUUAUGUUCCUGUUGAAAAGAAUGUCCCAAGAGUUGAUUAUUUAGAAUAUGAAAGAGAAGUAUAAAAUUUAUUCAAUAUUUUAUAAAGGUUAGAAGAGCUCCUCCUGCUCCAGUUUCUUAUGCAUCACCUCUUUCUUACAGCUAUGUUGCUCCAGUAGCCCCAGUGAGAACAAGUGUAGUUGCACCAACAUAUAAUUAUGGUUAUGGAUAUGCUCCAGCUUACAGUUAUGCAGCUCCAACAUUUGGUUAUGGAUCAGUUUACAGAUAUUGAU